AUGCUUCCCUUGAUGGAAGUUCUCCUUGCUACCAUGUGAGUCCUGGUCCUGGGAGUCGAUGUGUGGGUUCUCGUAGACUUCCUCCUUACCAUUGAUGCGUCUCCUACCAUCAUGUAUCGCUCGAAGUUUUGGAUUCUGCACCACUGCUGUCAUCUGACAAUGACGUGGGGAAAUAUACUCGAGAAGAUGAAUAUUUGCUCCAUGCCCGGCUUCGUGUGCCUUGUUCAAGACUGCAUUGUGUCGAAGGAGAGCCAUGGUGUGUUCGUGAAGGACCUGCAUUUCGGCACAAUCCCUGUGAGGCUCUUUCAGCCCAAGGCAGCCUCCUCCAAGCCCCGGCGAGGCAUCAUCUUUCUUCAUGGAGGUGGUGCGGUGCUGGGCAGCCUAGACUCUUACCAUAACCUGUGCACCUUCCUGGCCCGAGAGACUGACUCAGUGUUGCUGUCAGUGGGGUACCGAAAGCUUCCUUACUACCAUCAUCCUUAUAUUUUGUAUGAUUGCCUGAAUGCCUCCAUUCACUUCCUGAAGUCUCUGAAUGCCUAUGGGGUGGACCCGUCCAGGGUUGUCCUCUGCGGAGAUAGCAUUGGAGCUGCUGCUGUAGCUAUUGUCACCCAGAACUUGGUGGGCAGAGCAGAUCUUCCCAAGAUCCGGGCUCAGGUCCUGCUUUACCCAGUCCUCCAGGCAUUGUAUUUUCAGUUCCCAUCAAAUCUGCAGAAUGCAAACGUUCCAUUCCUCACUAAAGAUUUCAUGAUGACAUGUGUUUGUAAAUAUAUGAGCAUUGACCCCUCCUGGAAAGAUGCCAUGUUGACAGGCGCCUGUAUGCCCCCAAGUACCUGGAAAAAGUAUGAGAAAUGGCUAAGCCCUGACAACAUCCCUAAAAUGUUCAGGAGCGAAUACCAGCAACCCCAGUCACCUGCUCCUUUCAAUGAGGCCGCCUAUCUAGAAACCAAACACACUAUGAGUGUAGAUGCCUCUCCCCUCCUAGCAGAGGACAAGGUCAUUGCUCAGGUUCCUGAGGCAUUCCUGGUGACCCUUCAGUGGGACAUCCUCCGUGAUGAUGCCUUGCUCUACAAGAAGCGCUUGGAAGACCAGGGGGUCCCUGUCACCUGGUACCAUGUAGCAGAUGGCUUUCAUGGGUGCAUCAUUUUAUUUGAUAAGAAGUUUUUCUCUUUCCCCUGUGCCUUGAACAUUGUAAAUGCUGUAGUCAGUUAUAUAAAAGGCUUAUGA
Messenger RNA from Cricetulus griseus (Chinese hamster), 1224 nucleotides. The record is from RefSeq and is a predicted model, not a curated record. NCBI's taxonomy places the organism in Eukaryota, Metazoa, Chordata, Mammalia, Rodentia, Cricetidae.